ACAACCCACUUCAGCAAGAAAAUGCAUCUGAAACCAUUUUUCCUGCUGCUGGCCUCACUGUUUCUGCAUAACAGUGACCAGCUAACACGAAAAACUUACCAGAGAACAGAUGCCCUGACAGGAGAUGUCCUGACGUGUGAGAUGUGUCCACCAGGAACCUACGUACUUAGCCACUGCACUACAGACAAGAGGACACAGUGUGGACAUUGUCCCGAUGGACACUACACGGAGAUUUGGAACUACGUUGAGCGAUGUCGUUACUGCGGGGUUUUCUGUACGGAGGAGCAGUACGAAAAAGUGAAAUGCAGCCCCAAGUACAACCGUGUGUGCGAAUGCAAAGCCGGGUAUUAUCUGAACGUUGGGUUUUGUUCAAGACACACUACGUGUCCACCCGGCGAAGGCGUCAGCCAGAACGGUACGGCUUACACCGAUGUACAAUGCACACCGUGCUCGAAAGGAUACUACUCAGCUGAGCACUCCAGCUCAGAGGGCUGUCAGAAACAUUCUCAGUGCGCUCACGGAGAGAGGGCCAUUCCCGGUGACAGGAGGCAUGACACAUUUUGCACUACCUGUAAGAAUACAACCACUGAUGAAGAUCGGAGCGUGUGCGACAGUGCUGUAAUAGACUUCGUGGUCCAGUAUGCUCUCCAUCCAAGGGCGCUCAGAAGACUCAAGAAUACAAUCAGGAAGGCAGGCAAGGAGAGCUCGGAUCUACGGCACCAGCUUACCUCCCUUCAGAGGAGACACAGGCACCGACCCUUCGCCAACGUGAUGCUGGAAGUUCUGGGAAGAGCAAGAUUGCAUCGGCUAAGGAGGAAAGUACAGAGGUGGUUUCUUGACAUCUGAUCGUAGGGCAUUUCACAGGAAAUUACCGCUGCUGUGCUGUCCUCACGUACUAGGCCCAAACUAAAUGUUCUACGCUCUGGCAUUACAAGUGCUUUAUGUCAUUCACUGCAUGUUCCUUUGCCUUUGAUCAUAUAUCCAUCUAUGUGUUUCACACUAAGAGCUUCGCCUGUUCUAAUUCACCAUCUGAUUUUGCAUAUUUGUGAAGGGCUUGUUGUAAAAUAUAACACUGAUAACUAGCACAGGAACGCAAAAAAAAGCAUUAAACUCUCCUGUUACCAACCAUGACCUCCUAAA
Messenger RNA from Megalops cyprinoides (Indo-Pacific tarpon), 1140 nucleotides. RefSeq names its product tumor necrosis factor receptor superfamily member 6B-like. The record is from RefSeq and is a predicted model, not a curated record. The coding region runs from base 22 to 846 and encodes 274 amino acids. Lineage: Eukaryota; Metazoa; Chordata; Actinopteri; Elopiformes; Megalopidae. The transcript is spliced from 4 exons. Gene Ontology annotation, molecular function: protein binding.